Molecule: messenger RNA, 3143 nt
Organism: Tripterygium wilfordii
Lineage: Eukaryota; Viridiplantae; Streptophyta; Magnoliopsida; Celastrales; Celastraceae
Product: anaphase-promoting complex subunit 5
Exons: 20
Coding region: 37-2802 (921 amino acids)
Biological process (GO): protein K11-linked ubiquitination; positive regulation of mitotic metaphase/anaphase transition; anaphase-promoting complex-dependent catabolic process
Cellular component (GO): anaphase-promoting complex
Molecular function (GO): protein binding
Source: RefSeq, a predicted model, not a curated record
AAAACCCUCGACAGAUAGGACUUGGAAGAAUUAGGAAUGGCGGGGAUUUUCAAGGGAGCGACAGGGGCGUUUGCGAUGACGCCUCACAAGGUGUCGGUCUGUAUAAUGUUACAGAUCUACGCCACCCCGGCGCAGAUCACCGUGCCAUUCCCUUUCUCCUCCGUCGCUCAGCAUAACCGCCUCGGCCUCUACUUGUUGGCUCUCACUAAGUCGUGUGAUGAUAUUUUGGAGCCGAAGCUGGAAGAUCUCUUAAAUCAACUGAGGGAUAUUGGGGGUUCUUUAGAUCAUUGGUUGAUGGAUCACUUAACGAGCAGGCUAUCGGCUUUAUCUUCACCUGACGAUUUGUUCAAUUUCUUUAGUGAGAUGCGCGGAAUUCUUGGAGGCUCUGAUUAUGGUGUUGUGGAUGACGACCAAGUUAUUUUGGACUCAAACAGCAAUCUCGGGAUGUUUCUCCGACGAUGUGUACUUGCUUUUAACCUAUUAUCUUUUGAGGCCGUUUGCCAUCUUUUAACAAAUAUAGGGAUCUACUGUAAAGACGCUCUCUCGAGUUGCUCAUCUUAUGAGUUGCGUCGUUUAGAUGAUUCUAGUCACAAUAUGGAGACAUUAACAGAGUAUGAAAAUAUGGAUCUCGAGAAUUUCGUCUUUGAGAGAGUUACUGAAGAAAUUGAAGCAAGAAAAAAGGCCAAUGAAAAGGUUACUUUUCACCUUCAUGCACCCAAAACCCUUUCUGGUUUGGUUGAAGAUUUAGGGGUUCCUGCUGACCCCCAAUCCAGACUUGGUGACAAAGGCAGAGAACAUCAUUCAAAUCCCCCUUGUGAUGUAUUGAGAGAUAUUGACUGCGAAAGUGGGGUAUUCUUACGCACAAUUUGGCAGGUGCAAGGCUAUUUAAUGGAGCAAGCUGAUGCAAUAGAGAAGCAUGGCAGUUCUUUCUCUCUAAAUGCCUUUGAACUUAUUCUAAAGCAGCUUCAAAAGUUGGCCCCUGAACUACAUCGAGUUCACUACUUACGUUAUCUGAAUAGCCUUUAUCACAAUGAUUAUUUUUCUGCUUUGGAGAAUCUUCACUGCUAUUUUGAUUACUGUGCAGGGACAGAAGGAUUUGAUUUUAUUCCACCUGCUUCUGGAUGCAAUAGUUUUGGAAGAUAUGAGAUCGCUUUACUUUGUUUGGGAAUGUUGCAUUUCCACUUUGGUCAUCCUAGACAAGCUUUGGAGGUUUUAACUGAAGCAGUUCGUGUCUCUCAACAGCACAGUAAUGACACUUGUCUUGCAUACACUCUAGCAGCUAUCUGUCACUUGUUGUCUGAGAUGGGUAUCUCAAGUACAUCUGGAAUACUUGGAAGAUCAUACUCUCCUAUGACCAACAUAGGCACCUCUCUCUCUGUAAAGCAACAAUUGUUUGUUCUCUUAAAAGGCUCACUAAAAAGAGCUGAAAAUUUAAAGUUGAAACGAUUGGUGGCUUCAAAUCAUCUUGCCAUGGCCAAAUUUAAUUUAACGCAUGUGCAAAGGCCCCUGCUGUCAUUUGGUCCCAAAGCUUCCAUGAAGCUUAGAACAUGUCCCAUCAAUGUUUGCAAGGAAAUAAGAUUAUGUUCUCGUUUAAUUGGUGACUUUGACUCCGAAAGCGGUUUGAUGACAACUGAAGGGGCCCUUAGUGCCGUAUGGCUUAAGAAUCUGCAGAAACCAGUGGGUUCACUAGUUUUAACCCAAGAGAAUGGAUCUGGAGUCAAUUAUAAUUCUUUCCAGUUCUGUGGGCAGCAAAGUUCAAUUCCUGGAUCUGUGUUGCAAUUAGUAGGUUCUUCGUAUUUACUACGUGCCACUGCUUGGGAGAUAUAUGGAAGUGCCCCUCUUGCUCGAAUAAAUGCACUGCUUUAUGCGACUUGCUUUGCUGAUGCUUCAAGUUCAUCUGAUGCUGCAUUGGUGCACAUGAAGCUCAUCCAACAUUUGGCAAUAUCUAAAGGUUAUAGAGAGGCCUUUGCAGCUUUUCAAGUAGCAGAAGAGAAGUUUUUAUCGGUCUCAAAAUCAAGAAUGUUGCUUCUAAAACUGCAGCUGCUCCAUGAGUGUGCUUUACAUAGAGGGCAUUUAAAGCUUGCCCAACAAGUAUGUGAGGAGCUUGGAGUUUUAGCAUCCCCUGUUACUGGUGUCGACAUGGAACUGAAGACAGAAGCCAGCCUUCGCCGUGCUCGCACAUUGCUCGCUGCAAACCAGUUCAGCCAGGCCGCGGCUGUUGCACAAUCGCUCUUUUGUAUGUGUUACAAAUACAAUCUGCAGGUUGAGAAUGCCACUGUGCUUCUUCUGCUUGCCGAAAUUCAUAAGAAAUCUGGCAACGCGGUUUUAGGCCUUCCGUAUGCUUUGGCCUGCCUCUCGUUUUGUCAAUCAUUGAACCUGGAUCUUCUAAAAGCAUCAGCAACCCUUACCCUUGCUGAGUUGUGGCUUUCGCUUGGCUCAAACCAUGCAAAAAGGGCUCUAACCCUUGUACAUGAGGCUCUGCCAUUGGUUCUUGGUCAUGGAGGUCUUGAACUUCGUGCAAGGGCAUUUAUUGUCGAAGUAAAAUGUUAUCUUUCAGAUCCAAGCUUUUCAGUUUCUGAAGAGUUUGAUAUUGUGUUGGAUCCUUUACAGCAAGCUUUAGAGGAUCUCCAGGUUUUGGAGUAUCAUGAAUUGGCUGUUGAAGCCUUCUAUUUAAUGGCCAUUAUAUACGAUAAAUUGGGACAACAUGAGAAAAGAGAAGAAGCUGCUGCAUCAUUCAGGAAACACAUUACCGCUCUGGAGAAUCCAGAGAAUAAUGAAGAUCAUCUCCUCAAUAUGUUAUGAAGAUGAUUCAAGUUGCAUUUUCUUUUGCAAUUCGUGCAUAUUAUCGGAUGGUGGCUGCUUUUACCCCAGUUUUGGUUGGAUGUAAAUCUUAAUUUCGACUUUCUUCAGUUCUUGUCAAAUCCCUAAGAGAAUAUGGCCACCUUGUGAUCCGUUUUAAACUUGGCAUGGUGAUCCCGUGCGCACAGCAGACUAUCAAUUUAGUGCUGAGCCUAAAAGUCCAAGUUCGGUAAUGUAUCACAAAUGUAAUGUUGUACCAAGAAGUUGUAAUUUGUGUAUUAUCCCUUGUAUAUCAAGGAUUCUUUGGGACUCUAAUUUCUUCUAAUCGUGAUUUUUUUUUUAUU